UUUGGAUUCAGCAUUGUGCAAAGUUUGGUUUAAUUCAUUUCACUCUCUGUGCAGUCUUUGGUGUAAAAUUGUUUGCUGUAGCCAAAGUGUGCUGUUGCUUUAACAAUGUGUCGCUUGUAUAUUACGUCAUCAAAAUACGCAAUGGUGUCUGGCCAAACAGAUCAUAUAGUUCAAGGGAAGUCAAGAGAACUGUGCGGAAGAGAAUUUUGCUUGCAAUAAAUUCAAUAAUUAAUCGUUAUCCUUAUUCUUUCAGUAUUUGUUAUUCUCAUACGGUCUAUGUUUAUUCUGCAUUGAAGAUGAAUAGUGUUGGAGAGGGCUGCACUGACCUAAAACGGGAAUAUGACCAGUGCUUUAACCGUUGGUUUGCUGAGAAAUUCUUGAAGGGAGAUCGAAGCGGUGAUCCCUGUACCGAAAUGUUCAAGAAAUAUCAGCAUUGUGUCCAGAAGGCCAUAAAAGAAAAGGACAUUCCCAUUGAUGGCGUAGAAUUCAUGGGCCCAAAUAAAGAGAAAGGUGACAGAUGAGAUGGAUCUCCCCAACAACGUUGCCUUGUGACUCACUGGCAUUGCUUACUGGGCAUGCAAUGGAACAUGAACAGGGUGUCCACCAAUUUAGCUUGAAUUGGGUUUUGUUUGAGGUCGCAGUCCUUCUAGUGUGGAGACUAAAGAGCAUUCAUAUGAAGGAUCCAAAGUGCUGAAUGACAAUUGGGAUUGGACUUUGGAUGUUGGGCAUUGAUUACAAAAGGAACAUAUGAAUCUAGACAUUUUGGGUCAGACCAAUAAAAAUCGUAAUGUGGUGGUAACAUCAGUUUAUCAUUGUAAGGGACUAUGAUGCUUUGCAAAGGGAGUUUCAUUGAACUUUUUAAAUUCUGGAAUUGUCAAUGUCUAUUAGUGUCCUGGCAUAAUGUCCCUCAAGACAACUGAAGAGGGCAUCAAUGUGGAUGCAUUGGACUUUGUUUACACUGUGCAAGAUAAGUUUUGUGGGUCUCUUUGCUCCAAGUAAUUUUUUUUUACUGGAAUGAGUUUAGUUCAGUGAUGCAAUGUGAUUAACAUAUACAUUGACAAAGCAAUAAAUAGAAUAAUCAUG
Molecule: messenger RNA, 1083 nt
Organism: Salvelinus fontinalis (brook trout)
Lineage: Eukaryota; Metazoa; Chordata; Actinopteri; Salmoniformes; Salmonidae
Gene: triap1
Product: TP53 regulated inhibitor of apoptosis 1
Exons: 2
Coding region: 297-521 (74 amino acids)
Source: RefSeq, a predicted model, not a curated record